This is a messenger RNA of Ostrinia nubilalis (European corn borer), 2622 nucleotides long. Its product is annotated as putative leucine-rich repeat-containing protein DDB_G0290503. The transcript has 8 exons. The record is from RefSeq and is a predicted model, not a curated record. Bases 139 to 2622 code for a protein of 827 amino acids. Lineage: Eukaryota; Metazoa; Arthropoda; Insecta; Lepidoptera; Crambidae.
UUCAAACUGCAACGGCGAUUAACUACAUUUUUAAAACAUCAGUUAUGAAAUUGUUUGUUUAUUUGUUCUUACCUAAACCUUACAAAUAGUGAAAGUGAGGGAUUAAUGAAAUCCUAGUGAUAUAAAUUGUUCUUCAACAUGUUACAGAAAUGGAAAGACAUACUCACAAACUGGAUAAACUGCUACUUCAGCGAUUCCGAUUCAAGAGAGGAGCGUGUAACUGCAGAAUCGUUGCUCAACAUCAUAUCGCAUUUACGCGAAAACCUGAAUUUGGACGAAUCAAAGUCUUCGAUACUCGAAGCGCAUACGAUCGAGGAGUUUGUGCGGGAGAAAUACCCUGAUUUUCAGUUCAACAGUGGUACUGUAGAAGCUUCGAAUGAGGACGAGCUGUGCUUGACCGCGUCUCUGCUCCUGUACUUUGUAUGUGUGAACUCUAAGGACGUGAACAUAAAGCACGCUAUGUGCAGCCAACUGGGCAGCGAAGAUCAGGAGGUCAUACUGAAGUUCAGUAAAUGUUUGAUGGAGUGUGGUCCAGUAACAUACAAAGAUGUCCAAGCAGCUAUUACAGAAGCCUGCGGUCAAGACCUGGCAGCUACUGGUCCGAGCGGAUCACGAAUGGUGUCCGAGACACCUCCAGCGCUUCGUUCCCUUCACGGAGAAGUGCGUCGUCUGCAAGCUGCAUUGGACGCCGAGCGGUUUGACCGCAACUACCUUCAAGAAGAACUGGCUCGGACUAACUUAAGGGUGGAGACUUUAGUAAAAGACAAAGAACAAUACAAGCUGGAGAUAGUGAACCUCAAAUCGAAGAUAUCCUUAUGCUGUGGGCAAGAAUCAGACGCUCGAGGCGGUGACGCGGGCUCCGACGGCGUCUCCAAGCUGACUCGCCAGCUUGAGGAGAUGGAGGAGCGAUUGGUGUAUACUCAAGGGCAGCUGGAUGACGCGCAGUACGAAAGGGACGCUUAUAAAGCCAAGAUUAACGAACUCAAACAAGAGCGCGACAAGUGGCUGUCUGUAAGCCAGCUGGAGAGCGCCCGAGCCAGCCAGCUGUGCGACGAGCUGGAGGCCGAACGGGGCCGCGCGCAGUCGCUGCGGGAACUGUUGGCCGAGCUGAAGGAGCAUCAGCAGCUCAACCGGCUAGAUUCCAGCCAGCUGGAGUGCGACGACCCGGAUGCCAGUAUGCACUCGCUGCACCACAAUUUGUCUGUUUGUAGCGAAGCAUGCGCUAACGUAGUGGAGGUACAACUCGGCGAAGAAAGAGCCAAAAUUGUGGUGCUCAAACAACAAAUACAACAUUUGCAGGACCAACUAAACGAUUUGGCACAGAAAACCGAAUCCGAAAAACAAUCCCUAGAAAGAGUGCUCUCUGAAAGAGAAAACGACAUCUUCAAUUUAAAACACAGAAUCAACGAAGAGAUAGAAGAGAAAAAUAACAUGUCCAUACAUUACAGUAUUGAAAUGACAAAAUUAAAUAACGACAUAAACGAAUUGGAACAAAAACUGAAGGAUAAUAACAAUCAAUCUCGAGUAAUAGUCGAAACUAAAAUGCAGGAGAUACAAACACUUCAAGAAGAGAAACUUUCUCUCUUACAAAGUCUGAACGAUGAAACUACCAAGUUGGAAAAUGUUAUUACAAAUCUCAAAUCUGAAUUAGACGCGGAAAAGGCUUCAAAAGCAAAAAUGAGAGAAGAGUAUGACAAUCACAUCAUGAAGUUAAAUGAAAAAGUUCUCAAUAGAAAUAAUGAAUUGGUUGAACUGCAAAACGAUGUGUUUGAGAAGAGCGACAGAAUUGAAGCUCUGCAUUUAGAGCUGAGAAAAGAGAAACAAGCAAGAGAGCAAGUCCUCGCGAAGUAUAACAAUGAAUGUGAGCAAAUGAAUGAAAAACUUUUUGAUACAGAAAAUGCAUUGAAGCUGAAAUGUGAAGAAAUUGAACGGUUGACAGACAGGCUGAAUUAUAGUUUCGACUUUAUCAGGGAAAUGGGUCGUGAGGUUGAUGAGUUGAAGCAUGCCGUGUCUGAGCAAACUGAAAAUUGCACUGUUCUUACGAACGACAUUAACCUUAUGACCGUUGAAAACGAGUCGCUGUACAGUUCCUUGCAAGAAACCAAAGUGGCUCACGAGGAAAUUGAAAUGGAAAGAAAUUCGCUACUCAAUUCAAUUGCAGUACUGAAACAACAAAACAAAAAACAAAUUUCGGAAUGGAAGGACAAACAAGAGGAAUUGGACAGGGUGAAAUUAGAAUUGACAGUUGUGAAGACGCAAAAAGAGAAAAAUGAAGAAGCCAAUGCGCAAUUAUCUGCCAUUCUGUUGAAUAGCGUAGAUAAAGUAUUGGACAAAUUAAGGAAAGAUAACAUCUCUAAUGAAGUUUUGAACCAGUUACUCCAUGUUGAUAGCACCAACUUAAUGUCCAUGGAAGAGAAGUGUGAUCUCAUCGUGAAGAUGGCUGAUACUCUGACAAGUCAGCGUCUGGGAGGCGUGGAUGGAGAGGAAUAUCUCAUGGAGCCACUCAAAGAUCUGGUUGCAGAGCUACGAUGUCAACACCCUUCUAUGGACAGCCAGUUGAAUGCCGAUGGGGCAGAAACCAGCAUGACGUCGUUACCCUAUAACUUAUGUAAGACCCUAUGA